CUCCGGCUCCUCGUUUUUAAUAUCUGAAUCGGAAUCCAGAGGAUCCUCCAAUCCGGAGGAUUCACCCAGUUCUUUGCAGAAGCAUGUCGCAGUUCUACAAAUGUUUCGGAAUCUUCUUGAUCCUUGGAAUUCCUUCUACAUGGGCUGUCUACGAUCAUUAUCGGUUGCCCAAUUCGGUGGAACCCCUGCACUAUAACCUGCGAAUUCUUACCUAUUUGAAUAGUACAGAUCAAAUGUUUGAAGGCUCUGUAAAAAUCGAUAUUUUAGCAAGGGAAUCGACCAAAAAUAUUACUUUGCACGCCGCUUACUUGAAGAUACAUGAAGAUCGGACGUCAGUUAGCUCAGAGGCUGAAAAAAACCGUGUUACUGGCAUUGAAAUAAACGAGUUGUAUAAUUUCUAUACACUGCACUUAUCUCGCGAAUUAAAAAAGGGUGAGAUCUACCAGUUGGAAAUGCAUUUCGAAGCCAGUUUAAAUGAUUCCUUGAGUGGCUAUUACAAAAGUAACUACACAGAUGCUGUUACCAAAGAAGUUCAUCACCUAGCAGUCACACAAUUCUCGCCUACGUUUGCCAGGCAGGCAUUUCCCUGUUUCGAUGAACCCUCCUGGAAAUCCACCUUUAAUGUAUCACUGGGAUAUGACAAGAAGUACACGGGUCUUAGUGGUACACCUAUUAUAGGCUGUCGAAAUAGUAAAAGUCUGGAAAACUAUAUAUGGUGCGAUCACCAAUCGCUUUUGAAGACCUCCACCUAUUUAGUGGCCUAUGCUGUACAUGAUCUUAAAAACUCAGAGAGCAAGACCAGCAAUAAAGUGACCUUCCGCAAUUGGAUGCAGCCAAAGUUGUUGGAUCAGGAAAUGAUUUCCAUGGAAAUAGCUCCCAAGCUGCUUGCAUUUUAUGAGAAUCUCUUUCAAAUGGACUUUCCCCUGGUGAAAAUCGAUCAGCUUACGGUGCCCACUCACCGAUUUACGGCAAUGGAAAACUGGGGUCUGGUCACCUACAACGAAGAGAAGUUGCCACAAAACAAGGGCGUUUAUCUGCAGCAGCAAAAGGAUGAUACAUCCUUUACUGUGGCCCAUGAAUAUGCCCAUCAGUGGUUCGGAAAUCUGGUCACCAUGAAAUGGUGGAAUGAUCUCUGGCUAAAGGAGGGUCCAUCUACCUAUUUCGGCUACUUGGCUUUGGAUGCCUUUACAACCAGAAUUGAAAGAGGUGAACGGUUUAUAAGUAGGGACUUGGCGAACUUUUUUGCCAAGGAUUCGAAUGGUACUGUGCCUGCCAUUUCAAAGGAUGUUAAGGAUCCAGCAGAGAUUCUCGGACAAUUUACUGACUAUGUUUACCAGAAGGGAUCCUUGACCAUCCGCAUGCUGCACAAAGUGCUCGGUGAGGAAGCCUUUUUCCAGGGAAUUCGAUCUUUUUUGGGAAAAUACCAACUGGGAAAUGUGGCUCAAAGGGAUCUUUGGAAUUCCCUUCAAGAGGCUGCCCUCCAAAAGGAGGUUAUUCCCUUUGACUUUAAUCUUAGUAGAGCCAUGGAUUCUUGGACCUUGCAAGGUGGUUAUCCCUUGGUUACCCUCAUUCGGGAUUACGAAACGGGCAGGGUAAACCUGAAACAAACUAGGUUUUUUAAAGGGCAGGAUAUUAUAAGCGAUUCAUCCUGCUGGUGGGUGCCUUUGAAGUUUGUUAGACAAAAUCUGCCCGACUUUGAGCAAACUAUCCCAAAGUUUUGGUUGGAGUGCCCUUUGGCCACAAAAGAUCUGCUUUUACCAGGUGUUCCAUCCCCUAAUGAAUGGAUCAUUCUGAAUCCCCAAGUUAGCACCAUUUUUAGGGUUAACUAUGACAAAAAGAACUGGCGCUUGAUAACGGAAAGCCUAUUGAAUGAUCCCAACUUUGGUGGUAUUCAUAAACUUAAUCGAGCUCAAUUGCUGGAUGAUCUUUUGUCAUUGGCUGCAGUGCAAAUACACAAAUAUGAUAUGGCCUUUGAUCUUUUGAGAUAUCUGGAAAAAGAGAAGGUCUUUUUGCCUUGGCAGAGAGCUGUUAAUAUCUUGAACAGCUUGAGACCUUUAUUGAAUGAAGAGAAUGCAAAGCAAUUUAAGAUCUAUAUGCAAAAACUUAUUUUGCCCUUGUACAAUCGCUUUCCUAAGUUGGCAGGAAGAACAGGAUCAAAUACGCCUGUCAAGGAUAUUCCCUUUGCUCAUUUCGCGUACUCCCAGGCUUGUCGUUAUCACGUAGCUGAUUGCACCGAUCAGGCUAAGAUACUGACUAUAUCCCAUCGGAAUGGGGAAAAUGAUGAGCUGCCCUCCAAUUUCCAACAGCUUGCCUAUUGCUCUUUUCUGGAAGAAGGUGGCGAUGCGGAAUUCCGGGAGAUAUUUGCCCAAUUCCAGAACUCUACAAAUGGAGCACAGCAAAGGAUAUUGGCAUCGGCUCUGGGUUGUUGCCGUAACUUCAAAAAUUUCGAGCAGUUUUUAAACUUUACCAUAAAUUCCGAUGAAAAAAUCCUAAGCGAUUGCAGUAUGUUGGCAGUCAAAACAGCCCUGAGCAGAGAUCAUUUGUUUACUCCGACAGGGAAGUAUAUCCUGAAUAAUGCAAAAACUUUGGGUGAAAAAUUCAAAAAGAAAGAGCUUACAGGACUCUUGGUCAGUUUGGCUGGAAAUCUUCAAAGUCCUGAGGAACUGGAACAACUUAAGGAGCAGUUAAAGGACCUCAACGAGUUCGAGGAAGGCCUGCAAAAAGCUCAUGACCUGGUUAAAAUAAAUCAGAAAUGGCAGAAGGAUUGCUCAAGUGAUUUUAUAGAGGCGCUGGGUAAAUUGAUUUAAUAAGUUUAAUUUAAUUAAUGUGAACUAAGAAAUAAGAAACCUUAAAAUUAUACCUUUAAAUUGAAAUACUGUAUUUUAUUGUAAAUCUAAGAUGGACACUUUUUGGG
Molecule: messenger RNA, 2914 nt
Organism: Drosophila takahashii
Lineage: Eukaryota; Metazoa; Arthropoda; Insecta; Diptera; Drosophilidae
Source: RefSeq, a predicted model, not a curated record